UUUAACGAUUUGAGAAGCUGGCGCCAUGGCGGGCCUCCGUUAAAACGAGACUGAGAUUUAUCCUCUUUGUUCUCCCUCGACGCCUCGUAGUCCUUACGCGCCUCCGCCGAGGAGGGGCCGCCGAGGAGAAGCUCUCCUUUUCCGAACGGAGGAGGAGGCAGGAGUAGUAGUAGCAGCAGCAGCAGCGGCGGCGGCGGCGGAGGUGGCAGCAGUUAAACCAGGGAGGUCUUUUCUACGGUACAAGCCGAAUGGCGGACCGUGAGGCGUCGCCGAUACCGUUGGAGAUCCGAGCCCGGCUGGCGGAGCUGGAGCUGGAGCUGUCAGAAGGGGACAUCACUCAGAAGGGUUAUGAGAAGAAGAGACUCAAGCUGAUCAGGGCAUAUGUUCCACAUGCUGGAGGUAUGGAAGGGCCCAUGUCUCAUCGGCCCCCACUUGGCCCUCCCACUGCUGCCCGUUUCCACCGGCGACGAACCUCCGGUACAAGAGAUGAACGUUACCGCUCAGAUGUCCACACUGAGGCGGUGCAGGCCGUGUUGGCACGACAUGUGGAGAGGAAGGUGGCUGUGCCAAUGCCCUCUAAGAGACGUUCGCUGGUGGUGCAGACCUCCAUGGAUGCAUACACACCUCCAGGCCUGUCCCCCCUGUGCUCAGACUCGUCGUCGGGCUCAGAGGAGGAGGCGGGGCCAGGCGACGACAUGUCGGGCAUGGAGCACUGGAUGAGCCGCCCUUCCCAGUUAGGCCCCGCCCACCUGGGCUCCACCUCCUCCUCCUCCUCGUCAACGCAGAGCGGCGGCAGCGGAAAUGCCGGGCGUCUGGCCGAUUCGCUUGCUCACACGCACAUCUCGCACCUUGCACACACACAUCUGGCACAUACUCACCUGGGCCAGACACACCACCAGCAGAGCCACCUGUCGCAGUCACACCAUGGUAUCGGCCACUUGUCUCUGAAGAGGAAGGGAGCUCUGAGUGUUGCAGAGAAUGGAGGAUCUCUGCGACGAUCCUGUGAGUUUGGUUCUGACAUGCUGUGGCCACCACCGCUGGAGUCAGAUGAGAAUCACUCGGCCCCGCCGGAUGUGACGGGCUACUCGUCGGAUUCGUCCCACUCCCACACUGAGCGUCACCACAUGUCCAAUAUGGGAACCAUUGCCAGGAACACGCAGAAGUACGGCAACGCAGAACGCAUGGAGACAGGCGAUGGUGUUCCAGUCAGCAGUCGAGUGUCAGCUAAAAUCCAGCAGCUUGUGAACACGCUGAAGCAGCCCCGCAGACCUCCGCUACGAGAGUUCUUUGUCGAUGACUUUGAUGAACUUCUGGAGGUUCAGCAGCCGGACCCUAAUCAGCCACGGCCAGAGGGGGCGGAGAUGAUGCCAGUGCGGGGAGAGGCGCUGGGGGUGGUCACCAACUGGCCCCCAUCCCUUGAGGCUGCGCUCCAGCGCUGGGGAACCAUUUCCCCUAAAGCCCCCUGCCUCACCAGCCUGGAUACAGCAGGGAAACCUCUUUAUGUCCUCACAUAUGGAAAGCUGUGGUCUCGCAGCAUCAAGCUUGCCUACAACAUCCUCCACAAACUGGGCAGCAAGCAGGAACCCAUGGUGCGACCGGGUGAUCGGGUGGCAUUGGUGUUCCCUAACAACGACCCUGUGGCCUUCAUGGUGGCCUUCUACGGCUGUCUGCUGGCCGAGGUGGUCCCUGUUCCUAUAGAGGUCCCUCUGAGUCGCAAGGAUGCCGGCAGUCAGCAGAUUGGAUUCCUCUUGGGCAGCUGUGGUGUUACCGUGGCGCUGACCAGUGAUGCCUGUCACAAGGGUUUGCCCAAGAGUGCAACAGGAGAGAUCCCACAGUUCAAAGGUUGGCCCAAGUUGCUGUGGUUUGUAACGGAGUCGAAGCACCUUUCCAAACCUCCCAGAGACUGGUUCCCUCACAUCAAAGAUGCAAACAACGACACUGCUUACAUAGAGUAUAAAACCUGUAAGGACGGCAGCGUGCUGGGAGUCACAGUGACGAGGAUCGCUCUGCUCACACACUGCCAGGCUCUCACCCAGUCCUGCAGCUACACCGAGGCGGAGACCAUAGUGAACGUCCUGGACUUUAAGAAGGAUGUGGGCCUGUGGCAUGGCAUCCUGACGAGUGUGAUGAACAUGAUGCACGUGAUCAGCGUCCCCUACUCGCUGAUGAAGGUCAACCCUCUGUCAUGGAUCCAGAAAGUCUGCCAGUACAAAGCCAAGGUAGCGUGUGUGAAGUCCAGAGACAUGCACUGGGCUCUAGUGGCCCACAAAGACCAGAAAGACAUCAACCUGAGCUCGCUGCGCAUGCUGCUGGUGGCUGACGGAUCAAACCCUUGGUCCAUCUCCUCCUGCGAUGCCUUCCUCAACGUCUUUCAGACUAAAGGGCUGCGAGCCGACGUCAUCUGUCCUUGCGCCAGCUCCCCCGAGGCUCUGACAGUGGCCAUCAGGAGGCCGGUGGAGGACAGCAGCCAGCCUCCAGGCCGAGGUGUCCUGUCCAUGCAGGGUCUGUCCUAUGGUGUCGUCAGGGUCGACACAGAGGAGCGCCUCUCAGUGCUCACUGUGCAGGACGUUGGUACUGUCGCACCAGGAGGCCUGGUGUGUGUGGUGAAACCAGAAGGCGUCCCACAGCUCUGUCAGACAGAUGAGAUCGGUGAACUCUGUGUCUGCUCCAUCGCCACUGGUACCUCCUACUAUGGCCUUACUGGCAUGACCAAGAACACUUUUGAGGUUUACCCGGUGAGCUCCAGUGGGGGGCUGGUCAGUGAGUAUGCCUUCGUGCGUACCGGUUUGCUGGGCUUCAUUGGUCCCGGCGGCCUUGUCUUCAUCACGGGCAAGAUGGACGGGCUCAUCAUGGUGAGCGGGCGGAGGCACAACGCAGACGAUAUUGUCGCCACGGCCCUGGCAGUGGAGCCAAUGAAAUUUGUCUACAGGGGCAGGAUAGCUGUGUUCUCUGUGACGGUGCUGAGGGACGAGAGGAUCGUGGUGGUGGCCGAGCAGAGACCCGACUCCACGGAGGAGGACAGCUUCCAGUGGAUGAGCCGCGUGCUGCAGGCCAUUGACAGUAUCCACGGAGUGGGUGUGUUCUGCUUGGCUCUGGUCCCAGCCAACACUCUGCCCAAGACUCCUCUGGGUGGCAUUCACCUGUCAGAGAUCAAGCAGCUGUACCUAGAGGGGGGGUUGCACCCCUGCAACGUCCUCAUGUGCCCCCACACAUGCGUCACCAACCUGCCCAAACCACGGCAGAAACAGCCAGAGAUCGGACCUGCCUCUGUGAUGGUGGGGAAUCUAGUGUCAGGGAAGAGGAUCGCUCAGGCCAGCGGCAGAGAUUUGGGACAGACUGACGACAACGACCAGUUCCUGUUCCUGUCGGAGAUUUUGCAGUGGAGAGCUCAGACCACACCAGACCACGUCCUCUACACCCUGCUCAGCUCCCGGGGUGCGGUGUCGAGCUCCCUCACCUGCCUGCAGCUCCAUAAGAGGGCAGAGCGAGUGGCGGCUCUGCUGAUGGAGAGAGCAGGUCUGCAGGAAGGAGACCACGUUGCUCUGGUCUAUCCACCAGGUAUUGAUUUAAUUGCAGCCUUCUAUGGCAGCCUUUAUGCAGGCUGUGUUCCCAUCACGGUGCGACCACCUCACCCUCAGAACAUCUCCACCACCCUGCCCACUGUCAAGAUGAUCGUUGAGGUCAGUCACUCAGCCUGUGUCAUGACCACAGCAGUCAUCUGUAAGCUGCUGCGCUCCAAGGAGGCCACAGCCACUGUGGACAUCAGGAACUGGCCACCUGUCCUUGACACUGAUGACCUGCCAAAGAAGAAGCCUCCAGCUCUCUAUAAACCCACCAACCCUGACGGCCUGGCCUAUCUGGACUUCAGUGUGUCUACGACCGGCAUGCUGGCUGGAGUUCAGAUGUCCCAUAAUGCAGUUGGGGCCUUCUGUCGGUCGGUGAAACUGCAGUGUGAGUUGUACCCGUCCAGAGAAGUGGCCAUCUGUCUGGAUCCCUACUGCGGCCUUGGCUUUGUCCUCUGGUGUCUCUGCAGUGUGUAUUCUGGCCACCAGUCUAUCUUGAUUCCCCCGGUGGAGCUGGAGUCCAACCCGGCACUGUGGCUGCUGGCUGUUAGCCAGCUGAGGGUGCGAGACACCUUCUGCUCAUACAGCGUCAUGGAGCUCUGCACCAAAGGACUCGGGCUACAGACCGAGGCACUCAAGGCUCGGGGUCUGGAUCUGUCCCGGGUUCGGGCAUGUGUCGUGGUGGCGGAGGAGAGGCCCAGGAUGUCGCUCACGCACUCCUUCUCUAAGCUCUUUAAAGAUCUCGGCCUUCACCCACGAUCUGUCAGCACUGCCUUCGGCUGCAGGGUCAACUUGGCCAUCUGCCUGCAGGGCACUUCAGGACCAGACCCCACAACUGUGUACGUGGACAUGAGAGCGCUGCGACAUGACAGGGUUCGGCUAGUGGAGAGAGGUUCUCCUCACAGUCUGCCAUUAAUGGAGUCUGGCAAGAUCCUACCCGGAGUUCGUAUCAUCAUUGCCAACCCAGAGACCAAAGGACCUCUGGGAGACUCACAUCUCGGAGAGAUCUGGGUACACAGCGCUCAUAAUGGCAGCGGUUACUACAGCGGGUAUGGUGAGGAGGUUCUCCAGUCCGAUCACUUCAACUCCAGACUCAGUUUUGGAGACACUCAGACGGUCUGGGCCAGGACAGGCUACCUGGGUUUCCUCCGCCGCACCGAGCUCACCGACGCCAACGGAGAAAGACAUGAUGCUCUGUUCGUGGUGGGGGCUCUGGAGGAAGCCAUGGAGCUGAGGGGAAUGAGGUACCAUCCCAUCGACAUCGAGACCUCCGUCAUCCGCGCCCACAAGAGCAUCAUGGAGUGUGCGGUCUUCCCCUGGACCAACCUGUUGGUGGUGGUGGUGGAGCUGGAGGGCUCUGAGCAAGAAGCCCUGGACCUGGUUCCCAUGGUGACCAAGGCAGUGCUGGAGGAGCACUACCUGAUUGUGGGCGUUGUCGUGGUGACGGACAUUGGUGUCAUCCCCAUCAAUUCCCGUGGCGAGAAACAGCGCAUGCACCUCCGUGAUGGCUUCUUACAAGACCAGCUAGACCCCAUCUAUGUGGCCUACAAUAUGUAGCCUGUGUGUGUUUGUGUGUCUGUGUGUGUCUGUGUGUGCGAGAGAGAGAGAGAGCUAGCAUGCGUUUGUAUGCCGUGCAUAUCGCUGUUGUUGUUCAUUUAUUUCCCCAAAUCAAGAUGUACUGUAUUUUUGAACCUGCGUAUGGUGUGGUCUUAAAUCGUCCGUUUUCUUUAAAAUCGUGCUGUGCUGGUUGGUUGACUGACUGACUGAUUGAUUGAUUGACUGACUGAUUGCUUGCUCAGUGGUGGGAUGAUCAUUUUUACACCCCCGUUCAAUCUCGUGACCGUUACCAGGAGCUUGUCACUGUAGAAAGCCUUAGGGGAACACUGUGUGCGGGGCGACAGCUCCAGUCGUCACACCGCGUGUCGUUUUAGGAGGUAAAAGUAGAAGAGAGAAAAAUACUAGAGACUUUAUCUGUCAUCAUGUUUUACUGGUCCAAUCAAAAAAAAUCCCAGAUUUGUGGUUAUUUCAAUUAGAACAGGGGCAGCCAGAUUAUUGUAAAAAAUAUAAAUAUUGUACAUAGAUAUAAUAAUCUAUAUGGAGAGGUACCUAAAACACAAUGAGGUAUAGUAGCCCCUAUAUGCAGCUCUCUCCACCUGCACCCUGUGUGUGUGUGUGUGUGUGCGCGCGUGUGUGUGUGUGUGUGCUCAUCUGUCUGUGUACGUGAGACAGGGACAUUUAACAUAGUUCUAAUGUGAUUCAUGUGACAGAUUUUAUUCUUAGAGAAACCAAUAAACAUUUUUUAUGCAGACUGAAAUCGGUAAAAGCUGAACCUGUUUAAACUGCAGGUGAAAACACACUGUAGUCAUCCCAACAACAGCUAUAUGUGUUUCCAGAGUCUAAGUGGCUUCAACAACAAAAAACCACAUCCUUUUUCCUCUUGUGACCUUUCUAUUUUAAGGGGGGGAAAAGCCCCACCACAAAUGUGAAAAGCAAAACAAAAGCGAAAUUUAAGUGCAAAGUCUGUCAGUGAAGUAAUUUAAAGAAAAGGGCAGCAGAACUUUUAACAUGCACAGUAAUCAUCAUUAUUCAUCGUACAAGUCAGCCAAAAUUUCAGCUGAGUACUUGCAGUUAAACCUGUGAAAUUCAGUCCCUAAAGCACCCGAAGCAUCUCGUCAAGCAAAGUGCACUGUGUGAAUUUAAAAGAAACGACGAGCAUUACUAUUUAAAGGGCGUGUAUAGGAAAAUCAAAGGAAACUGAAGCCUCAACAGCCAUUUAUUCAUUUCACUCCAUUUAUUUUAAUGAGUGAGUGAACAGAGGGCCAGAUGUGACACUAUGGAGGAUAAAACAUAGUAACAUCUGGCGCAUUUCCAAUCCAAAUGCAGGUAAAACAACAUCUGGAGGCUGUUGGGACAAAAGGGAACUACAUGUAAAGUGUACAGGGAAAAGCUCUUAGGGUAGAUGUAGGACUUUCUUCACUGCGGGGAUUCAAAUUUAUUACAUGAGACUCUAUACAUCAUCAGCAUUCUUUAGAUAUUUUCUUUUGGUCCAGUCAAAAGAAAAUACUGCUGUUCUUUAGUUAAGUCAUGUUUUUUUUGGGGCGUGUCCAUCUUUAUUAGACAGGAAGUGUUGGGAGAGACUUGAGGGUGUGGCAGAUGGGUUGUGAUUUGAUACUGAUAGUUUAGAGUAGACUUCAGACUGUUCACUUCUGCGGGCUGUAGUUUUGAGACAUUUACCUUUAAUUGUUGGAAACUUUGACACGUUAGACCUACGCUGCUCUGCUGCCGAACCAUUCGAUUAAUCAACGCAAAGAGCUGAAUCCCCAAAAAGCUACAGAAUACAUUUUGUAUUUAAAUCUUGUCUAAGUUAAAACUGUCUUGGAUAUAAUUUUUAAAAGUUAUUA
Scatophagus argus is the source of this 6964-nucleotide messenger RNA. Its product is annotated as disco-interacting protein 2 homolog C-like. Lineage: Eukaryota; Metazoa; Chordata; Actinopteri; Scatophagidae. The transcript is spliced from 38 exons. Bases 249 to 5120 code for a protein of 1623 amino acids. The record is from RefSeq and is a predicted model, not a curated record.